AUGUGCGGUAUCUUCUUCUCGCUCAGCCGAGCUGGACAUGUGACGCCUGACACGAAUACUCAGCGGCUCCUCCAGAAUAGAGGACCAGAUAGCACAGGACAGCACGAGACUAUCAUCGAAUCCAGCACCCAAGGAUCUUCAACGCGUCUUCACGCGACUUUCCUGUCAACAGUUCUUGCUUUACGCGGCAACGACGUAGUUGAGCAGCCUCUCAAAGACAACGCGACUGGCUCUCUUCUUUGUUGGAACGGCGAAGCAUGGAGCAUUGCUGGACAUGCCAUUGAUGGUAAUGACUCUCAGCUUAUCUUUACUAAGCUUUUGAAUGCAUGCACUGGUACAAGCGAGGCAUCCAUGAAAAGCGUCAUUGAGCUGCUGUCUGCCGUGCGGGGCCCUUAUGCGCUUGUUUUUUACGAUGCAUCCAACAAGCGCAUCUACUAUGGACGCGACUGUCUGGGAAGGCGAUCGCUGCUCCAAAAGUCAACUCCGGACGGCACACUCGUCUUGUCUAGCGUUUGCGAUAAUGCUUCUGGUGAUUCCUGGACCGAGGUGGAAGCCGACGGCAUCUAUGUCUUAGACGUGAACCUCGCAGACCCCACGUCAAACUCGUUGACAGUUACAAAGAUUCCACACCGCCGCUCAGACCCGAAAGAGGACUCUGGACUGUGUUUCACUCUGCCGUUUCCCACUAUGAAUCCCACUGUAGAAACCGAAUCUGCAGGACAGAACACCAGCGCUACUGGUCAGUUGAAAGUGUCAUUGCAAAGGUCACUUCAACUACGCACCCAGCAUAUACGAGAAGCAGUGCCUGACGGUGCGAAGCUGGGAGCUCCGAAAGACGCACAAGUUGGUAUCCUUUUUUCUGGCGGCCUUGACUGCACAAUCCUCGCACGCAUGUGUCACGACCUCUUGCCACUUAGUGAAUCUAUCGACCUACUCAAUGUCGCUUUUGAGAACCCUCGAAUUCAUUCCAACCUCGAAUCAGGCACCAGCCCCUACGAGCUUUGUCCGGACCGUAUUACUGGACGAUCAUCCCACGCCGAGCUGAUGGAAGUCUGCCCAGGACGUGAGUGGCGCUUCGUCGAGGUCAAUGUACCCUACACCGAGACGCAAGCCCACCGCGGCACUGUCAUGGCGUUGAUGCAUCCUCACAACACGGAAAUGGACCUCUCCAUAUCGUACGCGCUUUACUUCGCCUCGCGUGGGAUUGGUCUGGCGCACCUUCCGGACGAGGCUAGCGCUGAGCCAUAUACCACCAACGCACACGUCCUCCUAUCUGGGCUCGGCGCUGAUGAGCUUUUUGGUGGGUACCAACGACAUGCCGUGGCCUUCGCUCGGCACGGAUAUCCUGGCCUGAUCGAAGAGCUGGAACUCGACUUCAGUCGACUGGGAAAGAGAAAUCUGGGUCGGGACGAUCGAGUCAUCAGUAACAGCAGUAGGGAGGUCCGGUUUCCGUUCCUUGACGAAGACUUCAUCGCAUUGGCGCUCAGUCUUCCAGUGACAGCCAAGUGCGAUUUCGGCCUAGCGCAAGUCAUCGAUAGUAGAGAUCCUGCACAGCUUCUCGAGCCUGGGAAGCGGGCUCUUCGAUUGCUGGCCUGGCAAUUAGGCAUGCAAAGGGUAGCUGCCGAGAAAAAGCGUGCAAUUCAAUUCGGCGCUCGCACGGCUAAAAUGGAGACAGGCAGGACGAAGGGCACGCAUGUUCUAAGUCAAUAA
Messenger RNA from Alternaria atra, 1710 nucleotides. RefSeq lists its product as uncharacterized. Bases 1 to 1710 code for a protein of 569 amino acids. The record is from RefSeq and is a predicted model, not a curated record. Gene Ontology annotation, molecular function: asparagine synthase (glutamine-hydrolyzing) activity. The transcript has 2 exons. Lineage: Eukaryota; Fungi; Ascomycota; Dothideomycetes; Pleosporales; Pleosporaceae.